GCUGUCACCCUCUCUCCCCCUCACUGACACACAAUACCACACACACACACACACACACACACACACCGAGCAGCUCGAGCCCCAUUGGAGACGCUGCAGACGCUCAGCUCGCUCCACCGACAACACCAAGUCACGUUCUGUUCUUCUCUGGCGGAACCGGAGAGCAAAAGACAUUUAGGAUUCUAUCUGUCGCGUGUGAUAUGUGGAGCUGAGCGACCGGUCGUGACGGAGGACGCGAGGGGAAAUAUAAAAAAAAGAGCGAAAGGGAGAAAAGAAAAGGUGGUGUCCUCCCAUCAGAAACACACCGAGACCAGCUUGACAGCACAGGACGGAAGGAGGGAGGGAGAGAGAGAGAGAGAGAGAGCGAGCGAGAGAGUCGACCAUCUGUGAAUCACAUCAAGGCAGCUGUGGUUAGAGUGGACUGCAGUUAUUUUACGAACGAGAGGCAGAGAGGGGGACAGAAGUGGAGAGAAGGAGAGGGGGAUAGAAGGGAGAAGAGGAGAGAGAAGGACAAAAGGAGAGGGGGCCUGGGUGAGUUUCCAAGCCCAGGACGGUGAACCCUGAUCGGGGGGGUCUUUCAGGCAACAAUGGGGUUAGACCAGGCCCCUGGAGUUCCUUUGGAGAGAUGAGGACCUCUGAGAAGACAGUGUUUAGACACAGGUGAAAAUCAAAUCAAUAUUGACUCUAAUGGAUUCUGUGAUUACAGCAUGGAUUGACCUUUUCUUCUCAUCUGAAGGGAUAUUUUCGUUUUUUAUGUGGAAGUUUUUCUGUGUGGAAAUGUGUCUAUUUUUUCUAAAUUCAUUUGGAGUUUCAAAUCUUUCUAGUGUGGAUUUUAAGGAGGCUGUUUGGUUGACUCUGUGGAUCUGAAACUCAUCUCUCCCCACUCAUCUGAAGGGAUUUAAACAAUAACUAUUUUGGCCUUGUAUUUUUUUCACAUAUCAUUUUUUGCUGGAGUUUUGUGUUUUUUUCAUGCAGUAAUUGAGACUGCUUUGUAACCUUGGUAACCAAGCGGUAACCAGGCGUCAACUGAGCGGUAACCAUGGCAGCAGCCUAUCGCGUGGUAGUGAGCAGUGUUAGUUGCUACAGCAGCGUGGUGGUGGACCGUCGGGCUCAGAAUCACGCGGUGCACUACUGCUCCGGGUCAUGUGGGGCGCUGUCCCAGGGACUGGACUGUACUGUGGUCCAUCGCAGCACCUGCUCCGAGCUGCUGACCGCCCCCUCACACACACACGCUCACACACACCCUGACCCCUCACACACAUUCACACACAACCUGACCCGAAACGCUAACGCUAACUCUCCUCACCAAACCCCCAACAGCUGUAAAGUUAGUAGCACCAGCUGUAACGGGAGUUGUGGUGUUCCUAAUGAUCCUAACGGUGUGUAUGGUGUGGUGGGUGAGGACAGUCCUCCAUGGCGAGGUAAGAAGGCCAACACCACCACCACUACUACCAGCUCUGGUCCUGACCGGCCUCUCCAGAGCUCUGCCAGUCUGAAGGACAUCACAGGAGAAGCCAUCAACCUGGCCAGUGGCAAACUCAAAGAGUUCUCCUUCGAGAAGCUCCGCCUCUCCACCAGUCACGUGACCUUCAGGAAAGGUCGCAAGGUCAGGCCGGACUCCUACAGCCGUCGGUCCACGGACCUCGACAUCGUCUACGGACACUUCACCGGGAACGUCGGAGGAACGGGGAAUGGGACUAUUACCGGAAAUGGAAACGCCAAUGAUGAGAACCUGCCGCCUUUCAGCGACACCAUCAAGGUGCUCAAAGGCCUAUCGCCUGCUAGCAUCACCGCCGGGGGUGGGUCUCUAUCCACAACCAGCCUAUCCAGUGUCUCCAGGGCCGGGGGUGGGUCCACCAGUAGCCUAUCCAGCGCCUGCUCUGGUUCCUUGGAGGCGGGGCUAAACACAGUGGCGUCUCUCUACCUCAGCUCAUUAGCUGACGAGUCCCUCAUUGCCCGGUUACUGGAGAAGACCCGCGCGGGGGAGGAGGGAGGAGUGGGAGGAGCAGGGGGGGAAGACAUACGGGCCUGUCUGGACAUUCUGGUCAAGUGUUCUGAGGACUUGAAGAAAUGUACGGACAUCAUCAAGCAGUGUAUCAGUCGGAAGAGUCCCGGGGGAGGAGAAGAUGGAGGAGCCAGUCCUGAGAGCAUCUACAGAGCUGUGAUGACCAGGCUGAGCUCCUAUCUGAGGAAACUGCCUCUAGAGCUGGAGGGGGCUGGGUUAGGGUUAGGGUCAGGGGCUGGAGGUCAAGGGUCAGGGAUUGGAGGUCAUAGCGAGUUGGCCGAGCUGGUUAGUAGUCUCCAUAUGCUGCAGCAAGCUGCUGUCCCCUUCUCACCCAUAUUUGGGAAUGAUCAACCGCCACGGUAUGAAGACAUUGUUCAGAACCCUCCCUUACCCAGGAGCAGGGAUGUACUGCCACCCUCAUCACUCGCUCCAGACUCUUCUCUCCCUUUGUCCACUACGCCUGAGACAGCAGGGAGACAUAAGGUUCAGACCAACGGGCUGCAGCACACACACACUCCGUCACACACACACUCUCCCUCACCGCAUACACACACGUUGUCCGUUUCUACCCCUCCAUCCCAGGCACACACACCUUCAUCGCAAACGCACACUCCGUCAGCGCGCACACACACUCCGUCCAUCUCCCCCAUGGAGGCUCUCUUUAUUGAGGAGGAUGCAGACCUGGGAAGGGGGCUGAACAGGGCUUCCAGACACACACACUCACACACACCGACCAGAGGCCUCACACACACUCACAGUCGGAACGGGACCGCUUUUAGUCCACACACACCCCCCAGCUCCGCGCACACACACCUCAGCCCCAAUCUGUCACACGUACACGUUACACACUCACUCCAGUCUGCCGGUGAAGACCUCACCUGCACCCCAACCUCCAAACACACCCCUCCUAUUACUCAUAGAGACGACGAUAUCGACAGACUUCUGAUGGACUUGGAGUGUCUGUCGCAGAGCAUGGGUCGGGAGAGAGACAGAAUCAGAGAGGGAGAGAGAGAACGAGGGACGGAGCCCCCUCUCCCCGCUAAGACCAGACAGAGGGGGACAGGACAGGGGAACCCCUCCCCACAAACCCAAAUCAACCCCCAGGCUCAAAGGCCUGUUCCUGUUAGCCACCUAACCGCUAACGCCCAGGCCACUAGGUCGACCCCCAGCUCGCCUGCUCCUCUCCCCCAGGCAGAGGGCAGCGUGGUGGGGCUGGGAGAUGAGGAGGACAGGGCCCUGCUGCUGAGGAUCCUGGAGAGCAUUGAGAGCUUUGCCCAGGAGCUGGUGGACUCUGGGGGUAGUCCUGGGAACACUGGGAAGACUGGGGCUCAGAGCAAAGAGAAGGAGGUGAUGAGACUCCUACAGGACACUCUGACGCAGGCCAAACUACCUGGAUCUCCACCAGCUGGUCAAGGUGACUAUGGACCUGUAUCCAUGCCUGUACAUGUGUCUGCCUCCACACCAACACCUGCACCCAGACCUACAUCUGGUGCUGUAUCCACACCUGCACCCAGACCAACAUCUGGUGCUGUAUCCACACCUGCACCUAGACCUACAUCUGGUGCUGUAUCCACACCUGCACCCAGACCAACAUCUGGUGCUGUAUCCACACCUGCACCCAGACCAACAUCUGGUGCUGUAUCCACACCUGCACCCAGACCAACAUCUGGUGCUGUAUCCACACCUGUCCCUGUCCCUGUCCCUGUCCCUGUCCAUAUCCCCACAACCCUAGCAGAGUCUGUCGCUACAGACCAAGCUACACCUUCUGCCCUACCCACACCUGUUCCAGCACCUACAGUCGUACCUACACCUGUUCCACCACCUACAGUCGUACCUACACCUUCAGAAGCGUCUACAGUUGGACUGUUAGAGGCCUCUACAUGUGAACAUCCACCUGUAGCUGACCUGACAGCCGUACUUACCACCAAGGCCACCCUUCCACCGGCUGUAACACCUGUCCCCUCCCCUGUCUCGCCCCCUACACCCACACCUGGAGAGGCACCUGUUGCAACCAUCGCUGCUCCUCCUGUUGCUGUGAGACACCCGGUUGCCCCUAGCGAUGUGGUUGCCCUGAGAGACAUCGGCUCGACGCUGCUCAUCCAGCAGACGCCCGAGGUGAUCAGAGUCCAGUCCAACAAGCAAGAUAAGAAAUCUGGCACCCCUCCUCCAGCCCCUCUCUCCCCCACCCCCUACGUUCCUCCACCCCACCGCUCCCCCUCUCCUCCCCCCACUCCAGUCGUCCUCACCCCUCCUCCUCCACCUCCCCCUCCUCCCCCUCCUCCCCCUGCCCUCAACAUUCCCCGCUUCUACUACCCUCGAGGGUUACCGGGGGCAACAAAAGUUAACCACGAUGCGGCCAUCACUGCCAUAGAAACAGCCUUCACAGAGUUUGAGGAGGAGAAGGCUGAUAUUUACGAGAUGGGCAAGAUCGCUAAGGCAUGCGGCUGUCCUCUGUACUGGAAGGCAGCCAUGUUUAACGGAGCGGGAGGAGAGAGGACCGGCUUUGUCUCUGUUCACUCCUUCAUUGCUACCUGGAGAAAGUUGUUAUAUAGUUGCUAUGACGAUUCGUCUAAGUUUAUCUACCUCCUAGCGAAGCCUGGCUGUACCUACCUGGACCAGGAGGACUUCAUACCUUUAUUACAGGACAUAGUGGACACCCACCCAGGACUGACGUUCUUGAAGGAUGCCCCAGAAUUCCAUUCCCGUUACAUCACCACCGUGAUUCAGCGGAUAUUCUAUGUGGUCAACCGCUCAUGGACGGGUCGCAUCACCAUGACGGAACUACGCAGGAGCAACUUCCUGCAGACCCUGGCACUGUUGGAAGAGGAGGAUGAUAUCAACCAGAUAACAGAUUAUUUCUCUUAUGAGCAUUUCUAUGUGAUCUACUGUAAGUUCUGGGAGUUGGACACGGACCACGACCUUUACAUUGACCCUAAGGACCUGGCUCGUUACAACGACCACGCCUCCUCAAGCAGAAUCAUUGAGAGGUUGUUCUCAGGAGCCGUUACUCGGGGUAGCUCAGUGCAGAGAGAAGGGAGGAUGAGUUAUGCAGAGUUCAGCUGGUUCCUCAUCUCAGAGGAAGACAAGAAAAACCCUACCAGUAUAGAGUACUGGUUCAGGUGUAUGGACACAGACGGUGACGGUGUGUUGUCUAUGUUUGAGUUGGAGUACUUCUAUGAGGAGCAGUGUAGUAGGAUGGAGGGGAUGGGCAUUGAACCCCUACCCUUCACAGACCUGCUCUGUCAGAUGUUAGACCUUGUCAAACCUGAAAGCCAAGGUAAGAUAACCCUGUCUGAUCUGAAGAGGUGUAGGAUGGCUCAUAUAUUCUUCGACACGUUCUUUAACCUGGAGAAAUACCUGGACCACGAGCAGAGAGACCCCUUCGCUUUGCAGAAGGACAUAGACAACGAUUGUCCAGAGCCUUCAGACUGGGAUAAAUACGCUUCAGAGGAGUAUGAGAUCCUGGUGGCGGAGGAGACGGCUAACGAACAGCUGCAGGAGGGGACGUUUGACGAUGACUAUGAGGAGGCGGAGCUUCCUGUUCAAGGAGAGAUGGUUGCGAAUAAGAUGGAUAAGCUGCUCAUAUCAGAUCUGUCAGCAUGAAAUUCCCAAAGCCUGGAAUACCGCUCCCUUCUCCUUGGAUAUACAGGAGACCGGGGAGAGAAGAAGAGGGAGGGACGGGGAGAAAUUGGUAAAAAGCUAAAGCGAUGGAGGACUCCAAACUCUCUCACCUUCUCCUUUCAUACACAGACAGGGACAGAAGAGAUGGUGAAAGAUGGAGAAAAGACAGAGGGAUGGACUGAAAAAGAGAGAGGAUGGACAGAACGAGAGAGCACUCUGGCAGCUGUCCUCUCAGCCCUCUGUCGGAAAAAACAUGUUUUCCACUCUUUUAUCUUCAUUGGAGUUUGUGUGUGUGUUUGUGUGUGUGUGUGUGUGUGUUUGUGUGUGUUUGUGUCAUCCCAAAGACUGUGUUUGGUGCAAUAAUGUGUCUUAACAUGUUUAACAUGUAGAAGUAAGAAAGCACAAAUCCUGAUAUGGAUAUACUUCCUGUAUUAUGUGUAUAAUAACUGCCAUAUAUUAAUUUUUCACUGACAUUUUACAUUUACAUUUUAGUCAUUUAGCAGACGCUCUUAUCCAGAGCGACUUACAGUAGUGAAUGCAUACAUUUCAUACAUUUUUUAUUUAUUUUUUCUGUGCUGGCCCCCCGUGGGAAUCGAACCCACAACCCUGGUGUUGCAAACACCAUGCUCUACCAACUGAGCUACAGGGAAGGCCCAACUACUAGACAAUCAACUACUAGACAAUCAACUAAUCAAUCAAGUUGUUUUCAAAUGUGUCAAUAACACACACACACACACACACACACACACACACACACACACACACACACACACACACACACUGUACAUACACACAGCUCUGUGCAUAACACUGCCAUCUUGUGGCCACUAGUUAUACUGCUGGCUGCUCUUAGAGACUAGUGACGUUUGGAAAAGGUUGUUGGAACGUUGCUGUCUCCUUCCACAUUUAUAAACCUCAUUUUCAGUGUUCUAUUUCAGAAUGUUACUGUUAAGUAGUUUGAUAAGGCAGGCCAUUGUGUGUUUGAUUAGUUUAGAAUUAGUCGAAUGUUUAAUUCUAUUUAAGAUAAAAUGCAUGUGCUGUAUAUUCCGUCCGUAUACUUUUGAAAGAGUUCUCUCAUGGCAGAGGCUGCGUCAGAAAUCAACCACAGUGUACAUAGACUUAGCUGUAACGAACUAACAAUGAACUAACUAUCUCUCUGGUAGAGAUAUUACUGUAAAAACCAAAAUGGACAUAUGCAGAAGUGACACGCGCACUUGCUAGCCACAAGGCGCGCUGUCGACACGUGGAACAGAACAGUAAAGCUAACAGGCGUUUUAAUGUGUCACCAAAGGUGAUGUUCAAAUAGCAUGACGUUAAAGAUGAAAACCGUGGGUCUAACCAACAGCCAUCCUGUCAUUAUCAUAUUCCUGCAUCAAGUAUUCUUUAUUUUGUCACUGGUGAAUGUUGGUGGUGUUUUAAAGCUGUGCGUGCGUGUGCGUGUUUCUUUAAUAGCAACAAUCUGUCCCUAUAUAUCCAUUGUAAAUGUGUAUUUAACUCUACAUAGUCUAGCCAUUGUGUAAAGGUGGUGUGACUGAUGCUUUGUGUUGCUGUGUCACUGUGUGGCUCCACGGGGUUCAGUUAUGUGGCGUGUGACCCAAAUGCGCAGGGAUGAUUGGUCGGAGGUCAUAGAGGGACACGCCCACCAGACAAUCGACUCUCAAUCAAUUUGUCAAUCACCCAUCAAUCAGUUUGAUAAUCUGAUUGGGUAAUAAGGAGCAUCUUGCUGUGACUGGAUUGGACACACUGGUAGCUCCUCCCUUUAGAGAGACUCAUGCUGCUGUAGAGACACACACACACACACACACACACACACACACACACACACACACACACACACACACGUUUAUAAGACACUGUUGUGUCUGGCUCUAUGCAAACAAUCUGCUUUUUUGCUCACUGCCUGGGAACACACACACAUCUGCUCUGUACUUGGUGCACGGGGCAGGGUGAGAAGCCAUGAUGGAACUGCCUCUGACCAGAGACACUUCUGCCACAAUGAGGACUUUUACUUUGAAAUGUAUGUCUGUUUUAAACAACUUUUACUUUGAUAUUUUUUUUUGUUUUAUCUGAUGUUUUACUUCCAGGUUGAUAAGGCUUCAGUAGAUGUUCUUGUGUUCGCAUGGCUUCCUUCUUUCUAUCUUUCCUUGUUUCUUUCCUCUGUUUUCUGUUAAAACUGAAUUCAAAUAAAGAUGAUUUAAGGUU
This is a messenger RNA of Salmo salar (Atlantic salmon), 7828 nucleotides long. It is a transcript of the gene ppp2r3a, whose product is annotated as protein phosphatase 2, regulatory subunit B'', alpha. Gene Ontology annotation, molecular function: calcium ion binding; protein phosphatase regulator activity. The record is from RefSeq and is a predicted model, not a curated record. Gene Ontology annotation, cellular component: protein phosphatase type 2A complex. Gene Ontology annotation, biological process: protein dephosphorylation. Lineage: Eukaryota; Metazoa; Chordata; Actinopteri; Salmoniformes; Salmonidae.